GCUGUCUGUAACUUCCAUACUUCCCCACUCUACCCCUCACUGUCAAACCAAACCCCUCGAGUCUUUGCUAUCUCUUCUCCUCCAUUUUUCAAUUACCCUUUUCCAUCACCUCUUCCCCCAGAAGAAGGUCAACACCUCUCCAACCUAAUACGCGUGUGUGUGUGUGUUUGUGUGUGCCGUCUGACUUUCUUAAUCUUGUUCCCAACUGUCGUUUGAGAGAAAGUGUAUUUGCAUCAGUGUGUAUCUGGGGUGGAUAAAAUAUUGCUCCUGCCAGGUUGUUGCUUUGCCAGAUUUUCUUGGCUGUUCGGCACAAAUUUUUGUUGUUUGGGUCUUUUUGUUGUUUUCGUCCAAGAAUAGGAAUUUUCCUGCCCAAGACAGAUCUGGGUCUCUCUCAUUUUCUCUCUCUUGGAGCUUGUUUGAUCUCUAAGGUGCUAGAUUUUCCCUCUAUUUUCUCAGUUUUCUGUAAUGAAUGUGUUUUAUUUUAUGCAAAUAUACAUAUAGUCUUUUGUUGUUGUGCUGUUGUUUAAGCUCAAAGGUGCAAUCUCUAUGCGUUUUGUGAUGAUGGACUGUGGGGUUUUGAGGUUUUCAAUCUGGGUGUUGUUGGUAUUGAAUCUGGCAUGUUGUUCUAGAGGGUUUGAUCCUGUUGAUCAGUAUUAUAUAAACUGUGGAUCGUCCAGUGAUGUUGUUGUGGGUAAUGUUACUUAUGUGGCUGAUAAAUCAGCUUCCAGAUUACUUUCAACUCCACAAGACAUUUUGGCCGAUAGCAAAUUGAAUUCUAUAACACCGUCUGAGAAUUCCCAGCUGUUUAGUACUGCUAGAAUUUUUACGGGGCCGUCUAGGUAUACAUUUUCUAUUAAGCAGGGUGGGAGACAUUGGAUUCGCCUGUACUUUUAUCCGUUUGUUUACCAGAGUUAUGAUAUGAACUCUGCUAGUUUCUCUGUGUUCUCCCAGAAGACUACUCUGCUUAGCGAUUUUAGCCCCAGAAAUGCUUCUGUUAGAGAAUAUUCAGUGAAUGUGGGGAGUGGAGACCUGGUGAUCACAUUUUCCCCUAAGGCUAAUUCAUUUGCAUAUGUUAAUGCAAUGGAAGUUGUCUCGGUACCAGAUGCCCUGAUAGAUCAUGAUGCCCCUCUUUUCAAUCCACCUGGGACUUUUAAUGGAUUGGUAACUCAGGCUCUAGAGACAGUUGCUAGGGUAAAUAUGGGUGGACCGUUGGUGUCGCCAGUGAACGAUACUUUGGGUCGAACCUGGGUGUCUGAUAGUAGUUUCUUGUUGCAAUCAAACGUUGCAACUAAUGCGUCCAACAUUCCAGCUGUUCGGUAUCCUCAAGGUGGUGCAACUUCAGAUACUGCUCCACAAACAGUAUACGGGACGUGCACGAGGAUGAAUUCUGCGGAUGAUCCCAAUAGCAACUUUAAUGUGACAUGGGGAUUUAAAGUGGAACCAGGCUUUCAGUACUUAAUCCGGUUGCACUUCUGUGACAUUGUGAGUACAUCAGCUAAUCAGCUCGUCUUUAAUGUUUACAUUGGUACAUUUCUUGUUGCUCCAGAUCUUGAACUUAGUGCAAAAUUUUUCGGGCGUUUGGCUACUGCAUAUUAUAUGGAUUUUGUUACCCCAACAAUGGAUAGAAAUAACCUGACCGUAAGUAUCGGUCCAUCUCCUAGAAGUGCUUACCCUGAUGCCAUUCUCAAUGGGUUGGAGAUCAUGAAAAUGAACAAUUCUAAGGACAGCCUAGCUGGGGAGUCAAUCCUUCCUAGAUUUCCACGCUCCAAGAAGAAUGUCGGAAUGAUUGUGGGUAUAAGUGUUGGGGUGUCGCUUGCUUUGAUAGUGGUUGGAGUUCUAUUUUUUGUGCACAGAAGAAGGAAACAAGAACAACUCGCCCAUUCAAAAACCUGGAUUCCUAUAUCCAUUAAUGGUGGAACCUCUCACACUAUGGGCAGUAAAUAUUCAACUGCGACAACGGGUAGUAUCAAUUCUAACUUGAGCUAUCGCAUCCCGUUCGCAGCAGUUCAAGAAGCGACUAACAACUUUGAUGAAAGUUGGGUAAUUGGAAUUGGUGGCUUUGGGAAGGUCUACAAGGGGGUUCUAAAUGAUGGUACAAAAGUAGCUGUUAAGAGAGGGAAUCCUAAGUCCCAACAAGGCCUAGCAGAAUUCAGAACUGAAAUUGAAAUGCUUUCGCAAUUCCGUCAUCGCCACUUGGUUUCUCUAAUUGGCUACUGCGAUGAAAAGAAUGAGAUGAUUCUAGUUUACGAAUACAUGGAAAAUGGCACCCUCAAGAGUCAUCUCUACGGAUCUAAUCUUCCCAGUUUAGGUUGGAAGGAGAGACUCGAGAUAUGCAUUGGAGCAGCAAGAGGACUGCACUAUCUUCACACCGGCUACGCCAAAGCCGUUAUUCAUCGGGAUGUGAAGUCAGCAAACAUAUUGCUCGAUGAGAAUCUUAUGGCUAAGGUUGCUGAUUUUGGUCUUUCCAAAACUGGCCCCGAGAUUGAUCAAACCCAUGUUAGUACUGCCGUUAAAGGCAGUUUCGGUUACCUAGAUCCAGAGUAUUUCAGAAGGCAACAGCUGACAGAAAAAUCAGAUGUUUAUUCAUUUGGUGUCGUGUUGUUUGAAGUUCUUUGUGCCAGGCCUGUGAUAGAUCCAUCUCUUCCUCGGGAAAUGGUCAACUUAGCUGAAUGGGCGAUGAAGUGGCAGAAGAAGGGUCAGCUAGAUCAAAUCAUAGAUCCUAAUCUUGCAGGAAAAAUAAAACCCGAUUCCCUCAGAAAGUAUGGAGAAACAGCAGAGAAAUGCUUGGCUGAUUUUGGGGUUGAUAGGCCCUCCAUGGGAGACGUCUUGUGGAAUCUCGAGUACGCGCUUCAACUUCAAGAAGCAGUGGUGCACAAUGAUCCUGAGGAAAACAGCACCAACGUCAUCGGCCAGCUCUCUCCACAAGUCGGUGAGUUCAAUAAUGUCGACACAAGCAAUUCUGUUGCUGGAUUCGAAACAUCAAGUGUGGAUGAUUUGUCGGGUGUUUCUAUGAGUAGAGUCUUCUCACAACUGGUAAAAUCCGAGGGUAGAUGAUUUCAUGCACAAGCAGGUAUAUAUACAUAUCAUACUUUCUGGCUUUUCUUGCGUUGCUGCUAUGUUUGAUCAUCAAUCAUAUGAAGAUUGAAUUCUUUUUCUUGUAACUUGCUUUGUUUCCAUAGCUUGCUGAGUUACUGUGGAGCUGUAUUUCGACUUAGUUUCAUUUCAAGUGAUAUACAUCAAUCCAUGUAAGUUAUUGUGUUGUAUGGUUGUGAUUCUGUGGUUGAUCAUCAAUCAUAUAUGGUAGAUGCAGAAUGGAAAUUUUGUGUUGCAUUGAAUACUUUGAUGAAAUCUUUUUAUUGCUAUUU
Sesamum indicum (sesame) is the source of this 3365-nucleotide messenger RNA. It is a transcript of the gene HERK1, whose product is annotated as hercules receptor kinase 1. Gene Ontology annotation, biological process: protein autophosphorylation. Gene Ontology annotation, cellular component: plasma membrane; plasmodesma. The record is from RefSeq and is a predicted model, not a curated record. NCBI's taxonomy places the organism in Eukaryota, Viridiplantae, Streptophyta, Magnoliopsida, Lamiales, Pedaliaceae. Gene Ontology annotation, molecular function: ATP binding; transmembrane receptor protein tyrosine kinase activity.